GGGGACUGGGGUGGUAGGGAGCCUUUGGGUGUGGAGUACAGAGGAGUUGGGACUGACCACAGCAGGGGAUAGCGUAACCAUUCACCAUGACGGACCAGCAGGCAGAAGCCCGGUCCUUCCUCAGCGAGGAAAUGAUCGCUGAGUUCAAAGCCGCCUUCGACAUGUUUGAUGCUGAUGGUGGUGGAGACAUCAGCACCAAGGAACUGGGCACAGUGAUGCGGAUGUUGGGCCAGACACCCACCAAAGAGGAGCUGGAUGCCAUCAUAGAGGAGGUGGAUGAAGAUGGCAGUGGCACCAUCGACUUUGAAGAGUUCUUGGUCAUGAUGGUGAGACAGAUGAAAGAGGAUGCGAAAGGAAAGACUGAGGAGGAGCUGGCUGAGUGUUUCCGUAUCUUCGACAGGAAUGCCGAUGGCUAUAUUGAUGCUGAGGAGCUAGUGGAGAUCUUCCGGGCUUCUGGAGAGCACGUGACAGAUGAAGAGAUCGAGUCCUUAAUGAAGGAUGGAGACAAGAACAACGAUGGCAGAAUUGAUUUUGAUGGUGAGGGUGGAGGAUGCCACCGGGAAGAGACAGAAGAAGGGCGGGGAAAGUGGGGAGGGGAGGAGUUGGGGAGUGGCAGGGAGGGAGAGGAAUUGAAUAGGCAUGUUCUAAGGGUGGGGCUUUGGGAGGGGCAGAGCUCCCAGUCUCUGCUUCCAGUCUUAGCCCUGCCCCACCAACUUGCUACAUAGCCCUGGAUGUCAUUUUCUUUCUUCAGGCCCAUUUUUGUUUUUUUGCAAAUUGAGGGGUUUGACAUCAUUUCUAAGGUCCCUUCCAGUGGUGAUACACUGUAACAUACAUACAUCAAUAAGCAAACAUUUUCACUGAAACUUACUAAGGCAGGGAGGGUGCGACUUUGUCCUGGGGCAGAGGUACAAAGAUGAAAAUAGUCUCGUCCCUCAAGGAGCUUCCAGUCUAGAAUUGGGUCCCAGAGGGAUGUAGUGUGAAGGGUAUUGCAUUUGAAGUCAGAUAAUGUGAGCCUGAGCUGGGCACUGUCACUUAUUAUCUAAACACCCUAGUUUUUCUAUGAACUGAAAGACUUAAGAGUCCUUUGUCUCUGAGUUCCUUUCCAGGUCUAAAUUGUGUGAAUCAAUAAACCUGGCAAGCCAUGCCUGUGUGGGCAUUGCAAUCCAGGUCUGUGGCCUUCCCCCCAACUCUGUGGUCCCACCCAUACCUUUUCUGAUUUCUUCUCCUCUCCCCUUUCUUCUUGCAGAGUUCCUGAAGAUGAUGGAGGGUGUGCAGUAAGAAUCCAGCACAGCUCAGUCUUGUUUUGCCCCGCCCUGCCCUUCACCCCAGGGGUUCAAUCUGAGAUUCUACUGGCUCCCACCUCCCUGAGACCAUCCAGGACUGUUCCUCCCUCCCCACAGUCCUCUGCUGCCCUGUCCCUCCCUCGUGUGAUAUUCCCCUCCCCUCCCUCUCCCUCUCCCGGGCUAGCAACGUGUAAAUGUCACUAAUAAAGGAAAAAAAAGAUUUC
Messenger RNA from Trichosurus vulpecula (common brushtail), 1507 nucleotides. RefSeq names its product troponin C2, fast skeletal type (gene TNNC2). The record is from RefSeq and is a predicted model, not a curated record. Gene Ontology annotation, molecular function: calcium ion binding. Lineage: Eukaryota; Metazoa; Chordata; Mammalia; Diprotodontia; Phalangeridae. The coding region runs from base 87 to 725 and encodes 212 amino acids. The transcript has 5 exons. Gene Ontology annotation, cellular component: myosin II complex.